Cajanus cajan (pigeon pea) is the source of this 1512-nucleotide messenger RNA. RefSeq lists its product as uncharacterized. The record is from RefSeq and is a predicted model, not a curated record. Lineage: Eukaryota; Viridiplantae; Streptophyta; Magnoliopsida; Fabales; Fabaceae. Gene Ontology annotation, molecular function: protein binding.
CUCUCUCCCUCCACGAGAGAGAGGAAAACAACACAAACACAAUAUGGCUUCGCACUCGUUCCUCCUCCUAGCAACGGCCAUUCUCGCCGCCGCAUUCUCCGCCGCACGCGGCUGCACGCCGUCGGACAGGGCGGCGCUCCUGGCCUUCCGCUCAGCCCUGAACGAGCCCUACCUCGGCCUCUUCAACUCGUGGACCGGCGCCAACUGCUGCCUCAACUGGCACGGCGUCAGCUGCGACGCCACCACCGGCCGCGUCACCGACGUCGACCUCCGCGGCGAGUCCGAGGACCCCAUCUUCGAGAAAUCCGGCCGCUCCGGCUACAUGACCGGAAAACUCUCGCCGGCGAUCUGCUCCAUCGACACCCUCACCACCCUCGUCGUCGCCGACUGGAAGGCCAUCGCCGGCGACAUCCCCCCCUGCCUCACCGCCCUCUCCUCCCUCCGCAUCCUCGACCUCAUCGGAAACAAGCUCUCCGGCGAGAUCCCCGCCGACGUCGGCAAACUCUCCCGCCUCACCGUCCUCAACCUCGCCGACAACGCCCUCACCGGGAAAAUCCCGGCCUCGAUAACUAAACUCAAUUCUCUUAAGCACCUCGACCUCAGCAACAAUCAACUCAGCGGCGAGAUUCCCCAAAAUUUUGGAGACCUCACCAUGCUGAGUCGCGCGUUGCUGAGUCGGAAUCAGUUAACCGGUUUAAUACCGGUUUCUGUUUCCAAGAUAUACCGGCUCGCAGACUUGGACUUGUCUGCGAACCGGUUAUCCGGUUCGGUUCCAUUUGAGCUCGGGAGAAUGUCAGUUCUCUCGACGCUCAAUUUGGACAGUAACAAUUUUAAGGGGUUAAUACCUUCUAGUUUGUUGAGUAACCCGGGUAUGGGUAUUUUGAAUCUUAGUAGAAACGGGUUUGAAGGUACCAUACCCGAUGUUUUCGGGUCACAUUCUUAUUUCAUGGCUUUGGAUUUGUCUUACAACAAUUUAAAGGGUCGGGUACCCGGUUCGUUAUCUUCGGCCAAGUUUAUAGGGCAUUUGGAUCUUAGUCAUAACCAUUUGUGUGGAUCCAUUCCUGUCGGGUCACCCUUUGAUCACCUUGAAGCAUCUUCGUUUAGUUACAAUGAUUGCUUGUGCGGGAACCCGUUGAAGACUUGCUAGUUAUAGUGGGUGACCCGAAUAAGUAUUUACCCGAUUCGAUUAUUAUGGUUUUCACUUUAUGAAAUGAUGAAGGCAAAGUGUGAAUUUCGGUGUAAUGAUUUUUUUGUUUUUGGUGUUAAGUGGUGUAGUAUAAUGGUUUAGUGGGAAAGGACAAAAAGAAAAAGAAGUGAUGUUGACGCACUUUAUUAGGAGGGUGCAUACGCAUCUGCAUGCACGUGCACGACAGGACAAGGGUUUCAAGGCAGGAAUUCAUGUUUGUGUGAUAAUUUGAAAGUUAUUCCUGUGUUGCAUGUGAGCUUCCUUGUUGGAUAAUGUAAAAGAUUUGGAUAAUGAUUUCAUUACUGUUCUUCUUUUAUUAAUUUUAA